AUGUUCGGCCCUAAAACCCUUUUCCUGGCUGCCGCCGCCCUCCUCCAGACCAUCCAGGUCGUCGCCACCAACUGCCAGGUUAUCCUCACGGACACCUCGAUCUUCGACGGCAGCGGCGUCAUCGAGAACGAAUCGCUCGUCAUCUACAAGAACGGGGCCGCAGUCGGCUAUCACAAGGGCAACCCCUACGGGAAUUGGAUUGAUAUCGAUUCCUCGCUGCCCUGGGUCUUCGUCUUCGCGGCCGAGAGCGACGGCGCCGGCGUAAUGGCUUGCGUGGGCAAGUACGCCGCCCAAACAAACCUCAAGGGCAAGGUCUCAGGUUCCGGAUUGCAGGCAGAUAGCAAAUGUGUGAUUGACUUCAACUGUUAA
Molecule: messenger RNA, 369 nt
Organism: Penicillium lagena
Lineage: Eukaryota; Fungi; Ascomycota; Eurotiomycetes; Eurotiales; Aspergillaceae
Exons: 2
Coding region: 1-369 (122 amino acids)
Source: RefSeq, a predicted model, not a curated record